CAGUGCGCGGAGCCGCCGGAGCCGCCGGAGCGGCCGGAGCGAGCGGAGCCGGCGGCCCCUCGGCCGGGCCGGGCCGCGGCCAUGAAGGGGAAGGAGGAGCGGGAGGGCGGAGCGGCGGGGCCCGGGACGGCGGCGCCGGGCUCGGGGGGAGGCAGCGGCAGCCCCGAGAAGAGCCACAGCGCGCAGGAGCACAAGGAGCAGGGAAACCGGCUCUUCGGCGGCCGCAAGUACCCGGAGGCCGCCGCCUGCUACGGACGCGCCAUCAACCGCAACCCUUUGGUGGCCGUGUACUACACCAACCGGGCUCUGUGCUACCUGAAGAUGCAGCAGCACGACAAGGCGCUGGCAGACUGCAAGCGGGCGCUGGAGCUGGACGGGCAGUCGGUCAAGGCUCACUUCUUCCUGGGCCAGUGCCAGAUGGAGAUGGAGAACUACGACGAGGCCAUCGCCAACCUGCAGAGGGCCUACAACCUGGCCAAGGAGCAGCGGCUGAACUUCGGGGACGACAUCCCCAGCGCGCUGCGCAUCGCCAAGAAGAAGCGCUGGAACAGCAUCGAGGAGAAGCGCAUCAACCAGGAGAACGAGCUGCACUCCUACCUGACCAAGCUGAUCAUGGCCGAGAAGGAGAGGGAGCUGGCGGAGUGCAGGAAGGCUCAGCAGGAGGAGAAUGCGGAGGAGAGCCGGAGCCGAGUGCAGCUGGCCAGCAUUGAGGCCAAGCACGACAAGUACUUGGCAGACAUGGACGAGCUCUUUUCUCAGGUGGAUGAGAAGAGGAAGAAGCGGGACAUCCCCGACUACCUGUGCGGGAAGAUCAGCUUCGAGCUGAUGCGGGAGCCCUGCAUCACUCCCAGCGGCAUCACCUACGACAGGAAGGACAUCGAGGAGCACCUCCAGCGUGUGGGGCAUUUCGACCCGGUGACACGGAGCCCCCUGACCCAGGACCAGCUGAUCCCCAACCUCGCCAUGAAGGAGGUGAUCGACGCCUUCAUCUCGGAGAACGGCUGGGUGGAGGAUUACUGAGGGCCUGGCCGUGCCCCUCGUGCCCCCUGGCCGUGCCCCCCGGGCUGGCACGCUGCCUUACUCGCUCUCUGGCUGAUCCCCCCUGCCCUGGGUGCCCACAGCCCCAGCGCUGGCCACGGGCUCGUCACCAUCUCCCCUCCCCGAGGCUCUGUGGGGGCUGGGUGGGUUUCUGCCCCACAGGGAAGAGCUGCUGGGUCUGGGGGGGUCUCUCCAGCAUCUCCUUUGCCCAGAGAGCAGGUGCCCCCUCGUCUCCAGCAGCUGCCAGUCCCCAGCCCUCCUGUGCUGCCCUGGGGAUGAGCGUCUGGGGCUGGUCUGGCUGGUCCCCUCCAUGUGUACAGAGCUGUUUCCUCCUCCUCCCCCUCUGCCACCUGUACCCCUUCCAAAGGCAAGAGACCAACACCCAGUUGCCCACCAGCUCAGAGCUGGGUCACACAGCCCCUAGGCCCCUGCUAACAAAGGGUUAAGUUGCCCAAAUUAAACGUUGUUCUUCCUUUUUAAUGAGAUGAAAUGGCUUUGGGACAAAACCCCCCAAAGCCCAGCCCAAGCAGCAGCAGCUGCCAGGCACCCAGCGCUGGGGGGGCAGCAGGAGGCCUUUGGGGCAAGUUUUGCCAAUGUCAAGGGAAACACAACACUGAGAACAAUAAAAAAUAUGGUUCAAAAGGUAAUUCAGCAAUAAAUGUGGAAAACAAAAA
This is a messenger RNA of Colius striatus (speckled mousebird), 1712 nucleotides long. It is a transcript of the gene STUB1, whose product is annotated as STIP1 homology and U-box containing protein 1. The coding region runs from base 82 to 1020 and encodes 312 amino acids. Gene Ontology annotation, molecular function: protein-folding chaperone binding; ubiquitin protein ligase activity. Gene Ontology annotation, biological process: positive regulation of proteolysis; protein quality control for misfolded or incompletely synthesized proteins; protein polyubiquitination. NCBI's taxonomy places the organism in Eukaryota, Metazoa, Chordata, Aves, Coliiformes, Coliidae. Gene Ontology annotation, cellular component: cytoplasm; Z disc. The transcript is spliced from 7 exons. The record is from RefSeq and is a predicted model, not a curated record.